Pyrgilauda ruficollis (rufous-necked snowfinch) is the source of this 3284-nucleotide messenger RNA. It is a transcript of the gene KBTBD4, whose product is annotated as kelch repeat and BTB domain containing 4. Lineage: Eukaryota; Metazoa; Chordata; Aves; Passeriformes; Passeridae. Gene Ontology annotation, molecular function: protein binding. The record is from RefSeq and is a predicted model, not a curated record. The coding region runs from base 945 to 2504 and encodes 519 amino acids. The transcript is spliced from 4 exons.
GCGAGGUUUAGGCUGGACAUUAGGAAGGAUGAUUAGAGACUGGAAUGGACGGCCCAGGGAGGUGGUGGUGUUGCUGUCCCUUCCUUGGAGGUGUUGCACACUGGAUGUGGCACUCAGCGCCAUGGUCUCGUUGAGAUGGUGGUGUUCAGCCAUAGGUUGGCAUUGAUGAUCUCAGAGGAUUUUUCCUGCUUAAGUGAUUCUGUGAUUCUGUGAUGGAGGUGUACUAGCUGUUGGUUAAACCACUGUCACUGAUAGCUAGGCCAAUGGAAUGCAUGGAGCAUACGAUUUGGCUUUAUGAGGCAGUUAACUGUCCUGCAUGCCUCUUUCUUUAUAGCAGAGACACCAUGGGUGCAAAGGGGAGCUCUGUCUGCGAGUCUGCAGGAGGGCGUGAGAUUUGUGGAGUUUUUAGCUGCUUCUUGGCAUUUCUUUUGUGACUUGGCAUCAGUCCUCUGGGAGUUGUGCAGGGCAGUGUGGGCAGCUGAUUCUUCCAUGCCAAGGGGGCAGAAUAGUUCAUCUGUCCAUAUCCUGGUGCUCUGUGUGGUCUCUUCUGCAUUCUGGGCUGAAGCUCCUAAGCACCUUGACUGUAUGGAUAGAGAGCUUUAACCAAAGUGGAAGCCAAUUUGCAGGAUAGGCUUAUACUUUGUAAAGCUGGAAAAAUAGUACUGAUGUGUUCUAUGCUGACUGCAGUUCCUCUGUCUCUUACAGACUAAUAUAUAGGUACUUUUCAGACAGACCAGAACUGCUGUAAAAUCGAGAUUAGAAUAUAAUUAAGGCAGGCUAUCACCAGAGAUGAGAUGGAUUUGUCCAGCCAGUUAGGGAUGUAGACACUACUUCCCAUGAACAGAAUUUGAGCAAAGAACUUAGGAGCCCGCCUGAUCAAGCAGAGUAAUUGUAAGAAAAUGCAUGUUUGACAAGAUUGCUGGAGGUCUGAUUUGUGCAGCACCAUGGACUCGUCAGAAGAGACUGGAGGCUCCUCUGCAGAAGAAAACUACUUUGUGAACUACACCUUCACUGAUCGCUCCCACUCGGGCCGCGUGGCCCAGGGUAUUAUGAAAUUAUGCUUGGAGGAUGAGCUCUUUGCUGAUGUUACAAUAUCAGUGGAAGGCAAAGAAUUUCAGCUGCACCGUUUGGUCCUCUCAGCUCAGAGCUGCUUUUUUCGUUCUAUGUUCACUUCCAACCUAAAGGAGGCCCACAACCGGGUGAUAGAGCUGCAGGAUGUUAGUGAGAGUGUCUUUCAGCUCCUUGUGGACUAUAUUUACCAUGGAACUGUAAAGCUGAGGGCAGAGGAGUUGCAGGAAACCUAUGAAGUGGCAGACAUGUACCAGCUGACUGCCCUUUUUGAAGAGUGCUCCCGUUUUCUGGCCCGUACGGUGCAGGUUAGAAACUGUCUGCAGGUCAUGUGGUUGGCAGAUCAACACAGUGACAUGGAGCUCUACACAGCUGCCAAACACUGUGCAAAGUCACAUUUGUCUCAGCUGCAGGAGACAGAGGAGUUCCUACACCUGCCUCUCCGCCUGCUGACAGACAUCCUUACAGAUGGCGUUCCAUGUUCUCAGAAUCCAACAGUUGCCAUAGAAACCUGGAUAAACUUCAACAAGGAGGAGCGAGCAGGCUUUUCGGAGACUCUGCGAUCAAGUCUGAAGGUGAUUGGAGAAAAUGUUCACAUCUACCUGAUUGGAAAGGAGUCAUCACGUACACAUUCCCUCGCUGUCUCUCUGCACUGUGCUGACGAUGACUCCAUCAGUGUGAGUGGCCAGAACAGCCUGUGUCACCAGAUCACCGCGGCCUGCAAGCACGGUAGUGACCUGUAUGUCGUUGGUGGCUCCAUUCCACGGCGCAUGUGGAAAUGCAACAAUGCAACUAUAGAUUGGGAAUGGUGUGCUCCUCUGCCCCGUGACCGGCUCCAGCACACCCUCGUCUCUGUGCCAAGCAAAGAUGCAAUAUAUUCACUGGGGGGGAAAACUCUACAGGACACUCUCUCUAAUGCUGUCAUAUAUUACAGAGUACGAGACAACGUCUGGACAGAGACCAGCCAGUUGGAAGUGGCAGUCUCUGGAGCUGCAGGGGUGAACCUUAAUGGUGUCAUUUACCUGCUGGGUGGGGAGGAAAAUGACUUAGACUUCUUCACCAAGCCCUCUCGGCUCAUUCAGUGCUAUGAUACCAACACAGAGAAAUGCCACGUGAAGCCAUACGUACUGCCUUUCGCAGGGUGCAUGCACGCUGCUGUGCACAAGGAUGUGGUGUUCAUUGUGGCCGAGGGGGAUUCACUGCUCUGCUACAAUCCACUGCUGGAUAGCUUCACCCGGCUGUGCCUCCCAGAUGCCUGGAGCUCAGUACCAUCCCUCUGGAAAAUUGCCAGCUGCAAUGGCAGCAUCUAUGUCUUUCGCGACCGCUAUAAAAAGGGUGAUGCAAAUACUUUUAAACUUAACCCAGCCACCUCUGUUGUAACAGUCACAAGUGGCAUCAAAGUGCUGCUCACUAACCUGCAGUUUGUCCUGGCCUAAACAGGCCCAGUGAUAGUAAGACAGCAACAGUGUCUUGCAACAGUGUCUUGCUGUGCUACACCCACGACCCUCAGCACCAGUCCCAAUUACUACAAGCUCACAACAUCCAGUAAAGACCCCAUCCUCUGUACCUGUGCAGAGGAAGUACAGGCUUUCUGACUGUGGGCCUAUUCUUUUACAUAGCACUGUCACAACCAUAUUGAACUGUUGUAUCUUAGAUUUCAGAUGGACUAAAUACUAUUACUUUGAUUCCUUGAUGGUAAGCUGCUUGCAUUUGAGGCCCAAACAGCAGCAAGUGGCUAUUUUAGCCUGGAACCAAUCCACCACUAAAAAAUCCUGUGGCAUAUGGAGAACAUUCUCCUUGGCCCAGACUGCUAGUUUUAACUGCCUAGGAGACUGCGUGUUGCUGCUGUGUCCGUCACAGAGUUAGACGUGCACUGUGUCCCCCAGGGAUGCCCCAUUUAAACAUUCCUGUGUCCUAUUGCAGAAGGAGGGCCUGGCAGACAGAUUCCAAAACUGACCCCAGGACCCUUAGGUUACAUUCAGCACUUCUCCUAGAGGAGUGGUAACCAAAUGAGUACUUGCUUAAUGCUCUGUCAUCACCUAGCAUAAAGAGGGAGAUAAUUUUUAGAGCAUUGGCUUCCUUUACUGUACAGAAAAUCCCCACCUGUAAUUAUAACAUAGUGUUGGUGAAAAAACAGAACUUCCUCCUACCCCUCUCUGUUGGCACUGUAACCCUUUGGGUAAGAAUCUGAAUAAAGUCUCUACUGAGACAAAGUA